AUGGCGAAAGAACCCGAAAUACCAUCUUCAUCUUAUCAACUUGAUGUUGUUACCGAGACUAGUGCUCAGCAAGGUUCCGAUCCUCAAUUGAACACUACCAACCCCGAUUUUACAAGCGGGCAGUCUCAUAUCGAUAACAAUGUCGAAAAGUCAAUUAAACAUCAUGAUAUUGAAGUACUUGAACCACCUUCGGAAACAAUUGGCAUCCCAGAAUCCAAUGCAGCAUUAGAUGCUCUAUACAGUGUCUUUCCUACAUCUCUAAAGAAAAUGAUCAUCCUUUCGGGAUCCAUGGCGAGCCUCUUUUCUCCCAUGUCAACAAGCAUAUAUUACCCAUCUCUCAGUCAAAUCGCCAAAGAUCUUCAUGUCUCAGAUGCGAAAAUCAGUCUUACAGUCACUUUGUUCUUGGUUAUCCAAGGUUUAGCACCUAUGAUGAUUGCAGGACUUUCAGACAAGGCUGGAAGACGCCCUGCAUACAUGAUCUGCUUCGUUAUUUAUCUCUUCACCACCCUUGGUCUUGGCCUUCAAAAUUCAUACCCAGCCCUGAUGGCGCUACGUUGUUUACAAAGUGCAGGAAGUAGCGGUACAGUAGCUCUUGCCAAUGGCUUGGUUGGUGAUAUUAUCACUUCUUCCGAACGUGGAACUUACGUAGCGUGGGCGUCUCUCGGCAGUAUUCUUGGGCACAUGGUUGCUCCUAUAAUUGGAGGAGUAUUGGGACAAUAUGCAGGUUGGCAUUGGAUUUUCUGGUUUCUAUUGAUAUUUUCAUGCGUCGUAUUUAUACCUCUUAUUCUAUUCCUCCCAGAAACCUGCCGCAAUCUUGUCGACGAUGGCUCCAUACCUCCGCCCUUUCUCUGUAUAAAUAUUUCAGACUACAUUCGACAUGCCAACCGACGCAAGAGAGGAAUACCUGUUGAUGCGGAAAAGUUAACAGCGCUACGAAAGGACUACAAGCUACAAGUUCCCAACCCACUGUCAACGUUGAGAGUUCUUGCCGAUAAGGAGGCAGGACUUCUUCUAGUCGCUGCGGGGAUUAGUCUAGCAUCCUAUUAUGCAAUUUCCACCGGCGCUUCUUCACAAUUCAGCUCUUUGUAUGGAUUUUCACAACUCAAGGUGUCAUUGAUGUUCAUACCUGUUAGUGCAGGAUCUCUCAUCUCAGCUUUUACCACCGGCAAGAUCGUGGACUUCAACUAUCGCCGACAUGCCAAGAUCCACAACUUCCCACUCACCAAAAAUCGCCAAAUGGAUCUCACUAACUUUCCAAUCGAGAGAGCGCGAUUAGAAAUCGCACUUCCGUUAUUCUAUCUCGGUGCAUUAGCCAUCAUUGCUUAUGGUUGGGUAAUGGGACAUCAUGUCAGCAUUGCUGGUCCGAUAAUAUUGUUAUUUGUGAUUGGAUAUGCUCUGGUUGCUAGUUUUCAAGUUCUGAAUAUUCUCAUGUUGGACAUCUAUCCUGGAAAGCCAGCUACGGCCACUGCUGCGAAUAAUGUGGUACGAUGUGAGCUUGGAGCAAUUGCGACUGCGGUUAUUGUUCCUAUGGUCAACGCCAUUGGUACUGGGUGGUCAUACACAAUCAUUGCUCUUCUAUUCGUAGUAUAUAGCCCAGCGUUGGUCAUCAUCAUGAGAUAUGUUAUCCUAUGGAGGAAACAGAAUAAAGACAAACAAGUCGAAUUAGCCAAAAGGAAACAGGAAAGGAGAGAAAAUAAGGACGUAAAGACAGCCGAGAAGAACACACGGCACUUGAACGAGGAAAUAAACGUGGCCAAAAGUCAAGACAGAGCACCUGAUCUCCACAUUGAGUUUUUACGUUACGGAUUAUUUGGCAUCUUGUUCGGUUUCGAUGUUCUCGCUAUCAUGGCGAUCUGGGACUUGAAGAUCCUCAUAGCUUAUCCGGAUGUGCAACAAUGA
Molecule: messenger RNA, 1899 nt
Organism: Sclerotinia borealis F-4128
Lineage: Eukaryota; Fungi; Ascomycota; Leotiomycetes; Helotiales; Sclerotiniaceae
Source: the annotation of a GenBank genome assembly